Messenger RNA from Andrographis paniculata, 2906 nucleotides. Its product is annotated as diacylglycerol kinase 2. NCBI's taxonomy places the organism in Eukaryota, Viridiplantae, Streptophyta, Magnoliopsida, Lamiales, Acanthaceae. Gene Ontology annotation, molecular function: ATP-dependent diacylglycerol kinase activity. Bases 458 to 2605 code for a protein of 715 amino acids. The record is from RefSeq and is a predicted model, not a curated record. The transcript is spliced from 9 exons.
AAAGUGCAGUGUGCGGAUUGAAGUUGAACCCAAGGGUGCAGUGAGCGAGCGCUUUGGUCUUUCCGAAGUAGCCGCCGUGUUUUUUGCGCAGCAGAUUCGCGUCCUGCACGCUCCAUUCUUUACCCUUUCCGCCUGCCGACUCAUUCCCAAUACGAAAUAGGGAAAAAAGAAGACACCUUUCGUUUCUUUUUCUUUUCUCUGCUAUUUUUUUCAUCUAUGGUUCCUCACAAUUCUUGAUUCCUUCCGUCGCUUGAUUGAAUUCCGUCUCUGCUUGAGGGAUUUCGCUGCGCACCGAUCCUCAGGUGCUCUUGGUGCCUGUUUGAGAAUUCUUCGCCGAAUUGAAGGUUCAUAAAGGAGAAAGCAGGCCUUUGUUAACUGUGGGAGAUUGAUAACCUGUAGAAACUUUGAAGCUUCUUCCCCUGAUCAAGAAUCAAGAUGAUAAUGUAGUUUUACAUUCAUGACGAAUGACAUCAGUAUUCCUCUUCUAAGGUUCUUACUUGCGAGUUCUACCCUGGAUUAUGGCUACAUUUUCGGAUGGCUUAUUACUGGAUCUUUUGGACUUUUUGCUCUGGUCUAUGCGUUCCUGAAAUGGCAGCGAAAAGCAUCUCUUGAUUGGCUCAAAGCUGCUUCCAGGGCAAAGAAAAAAGCCUGGAAGAAGCUGAAAGUUCCCUUAUCACAUCACACAUGGAUGUACGAUGUUGCUUCCGGUGGACCACCAUCCACAUGCUGUGUCUGCCUAACAUCGCUACUGUAUCCUCAAUCUUUACGAACAAAAUCAACGUCUCAAUCCCCGAUACACCGUUGCUCUGUCUGCGGUGUUGCAAGUCAUCUUCAUUGUUCUCGGUUUGCAGCAAAAGAUUGUAAAUGUGUUGCACAGGCUGGUUAUGAUAAAGUGCAGCAUCACUGGUCAGAAAGAUGGGUCAAUCUGGAUGAAAACCCAGAGAUGUCCGCCUUCUGCUUUUACUGUGAUGAACCUUGUGGCAUGCCCUUUAUUGAUGCCUCUCCAGCUUGGUACUGCGUGUGGUGUCAACGCAUAAUACAUGUUAAGUGCCAAGUCAAAAUGUCCGAAGAAUUUGGUGAUGAUUGUGAUCUAGGUUCUCUUAGAAGAGUAAUUCUUUCUCCACUUUGUGUUAAAAAUACAAAGAGUGAUAUGCUGGGUCCCUCUACCGAAGAAGUCAUUGACCCGACAGUUCGUGGAGAGAGAAGAAAGAAGCAUCAUCGCAGUAAACCUGGAAAUAAUCGAUUGGUUAAUGGAAAGGAGCAAGAAAGUUUUGAUGCCAAAAGAGCAAUUCUCAAUGCUCUAAGGAGUCUUGCGGGAUUCCAUUAUUCUAGCAAUGAGAAAACCAUUAAUCAUUAUACGAAUGCUAGCAAAGGUCCCAUAAACAAUGGCACUCUCUGUGUAUCAGCCAACAAAAAGGAUAGCAGUAACUUCUGUCAAAAAUUGAAGAAGUAUGCCAUUCUAGACAUGCCUUCAGAUGCUAGACCUCUACUAGUCUUUAUAAAUGGCAAAAGUGGAGGACAAAAUGGGCCUACCCUACGCCGAAGAUUGAACAUGCUAUUGAAUCCUAUUCAGGUAAUUGAACUUGGUGCCUCUCAAGGACCGGAGGUUGGGUUAGAACUGUUUAGCAAUGUUCACUACUUUAGGGUUUUGGUUUGCGGAGGUGAUGGCACUGUUGCAUGGGUCCUUGAUGCAAUAGAGAAGUAUAACUAUGAGUUCCCACCUCCAGUUGCUAUUCUUCCUUUAGGAACUGGGAAUGAUUUGUCGAGGGUUUUGCAUUGGGGUGGUGGAUUUUCUGUUAUUGAGGGACAAGGUGCCCUGAGCACAUUUUUACAUGAUGUAGACCAUGCUGCAGUCACAAUGCUUGACCGCUGGAAAGUCAACAUAACAGAAGAAAUGCCCGGAAGCAAGUCCAGUCAAGUGAAAUCCAAGUUUAUGAUGAACUACUUAGGCAUCGGAUGCGACGCAAAGGUUGCAUAUGAAUUUCAUAUGAAUAGGGAAGAAAACCCCGGGAAAUUUUACAGCCAGUUUGUAAAUAAAUUGAGGUAUGCAAAAGAAGGUGCCCGGGAUAUGAUGGAUAGAGCUUGUGCCGAUUUACCAUGGCAAGUUUGGCUUGAGGUUGAUGAGAAAGAUAUCGAGAUACCAAAAGAUGCGGAGGGCUUAAUUGUUCUGAACAUUGGCAGCUAUAUGGGCGGAGUUGAACUCUGGCAAAAUGAUUAUGAACAUGAUGACAAUUUCAAUCAGCAGUGCAUGCACGACAAAAUGCUUGAGGUUGUUUGUGUUACUGGAUCAUGGCACCUUGGCAAGCUCCAGGUUGGACUAUCACAAGCAACUAGAUUGGCACAAGGGAAAGUUGUAAAAAUACACGUUUCAAGUCCUUUCCCAGUGCAGAUUGAUGGGGAGCCAUUUAUACAACAGCCCGGAUGCCUAGAAAUAACACAUCACGGCCAGGUGUUUAUGCUGCGAAGAGCAUCGGGAACGAAUGAACCAAGAGGGCAUGCUGCAGCCAUUAUGACGGAGGUUUUGGCGGAUGCAGAGUGCAACGGUGUAAUCAAUGCGUCUCAGAAGAAACUACUGCUGCAGGAGAUCGCCCUUCAGCUUUCUUGAUCAUCUUUCCCAACCCUCCACAAAUUUUGCUGACCUCUCUUCGUCCUCCACACUUGUUAUUAUUUUGUUUUCUUUCCUCUUGUUUUUGCGUCCAAAGUUCAUUAUGAACCAACUGCUGCACCUUAUAGUGUAGAACAUGACAACAUUUUAAUUUACGAAAGGAAAGGGAAAGAUAUCCCCAAGUUUUGAAGUUAGGCAGGCAUGGCAUACAAAGGGAAGAAAUACUGUUGUCGCUCGGGCAUGGGCAUGGGCAUGUAACACGAAUGUACAUUGCAAGAAUGGUAUCAUAUCAUUCAUUUUA